AUGCUUCCGAGAAGACUGUCCAAAACAGUGGCACGGUCCCUGCUUUUGCGGCAAUCUCCUCGACAUGCACCACCACCACAGCUGAAUCUGGCGAGACGCGCCUUUUCUGACAAAUUAAUGGGAUUCAGUCCCAUGGCUCCCAGUGCUCCAUCAUCACCCCAACAGCAGGGUGAGAGUCGAAUUCCUACCGCCAAGGAUGUCACCACAGCCGGAGGCAUUUGGGCUCCCACCUCGGCCAAACGCGACAAGUUGAACGAACUGCGAACGGAACUCAAGGACGGUAUGGAAAGCUUGGACGAUGCCGCUACCGAAAGUCAAUUGCAAGAUUUGUACCUCGUAGAUGGUUUGCAACUCAUUUCCAAGACGAUUGAUUCUACCACGGAUAUUACUACCCCAGUCAUUGCAGAAUGUUCGGAAUGGUUGGUGGAACAACAGGCCAAAAUGCCCGAAGGAAUGGACAAGGACAAGUGGGAAGCUCAUUUGGCAAUUGUCAAAGAACACAUUGAUACCAUGAAGAACAGCCAUAUAUCAUCGACAUCUAACUGCCUUAAAGAUGUCAGAGACUAUCUAGAUCCGACCUCGAUUGAAGAACAAGACGAAUUGGAAAAACAUACAUCGGAACCUUUGCUGCAAGUCCAGGACGAACCCUUUUCGCAGGCCGUUUUGUUGUUGAGAUUUCAAUUGAUGGAAGCCGCCAUGGAACACUUUUUGGCCUCCUGGGAUGCUUGUACGACGGUGUCGGACGGAGACGUGGAUCGGGCAGCCACCCAGGGAAUAUCUGUAGAGCCACAAGCCAGGACACUGCCCACCGCCAAGGUGUACAAGUACUUGUUUGCACACUUGUCAGGAAGUUGUUCGGAACGAGUGGAUGCGGCAUGGGACUUUAUUGAUAAGGAUGAUGAUGGUCUAUUGGACGAAUCUGAAAUUACUCUUGUAGCAGAACUGUGUUUAGCUCCAGUGCAGUUGGCAUUGCCACGACUCUUUGAAUUGGCAUUGAAUGAAGAACCAGCGACAGAGGCUGACUUGGCGGCAGCGGCCUUGGAAGCAAGUGACGGCGACGCAAAACCAUCGCCACCGCAAAAGGGGUGGCGACAAAGACGACGCGAGGCCAACAUGAAAAAACAGCUCAUCAAAAUGUUUGACAAAGCCGUUCAGAAAACCUUUGAAGAUGAAGUCGAAAUGCCACAUCGAUUGCGAUGUAUCUAUGCUUGGGCUGAAAAGGCUCAUCAAGACAACAAACUCGAAUCCAUCAUGGUGGAGUCGGGAUGGAGUGACCGCAAGCGAUACGUUGAACUGAGUCCCAAGAUUUCCUUGCCCGAAUUCCGAGAAGUCCAACGAGAACACUUUACUCAUUUGGAUAGGAUCGGAACUGAAAUUCUCAAGAGUUAUCGAGAAGACUUAUGGGUCCUGCAAGGAAAGGGACGAGAGCGAAAAGAAUUGAUGCGAGACAGUGCUCUCUUUAUGGCAGUGGUCAGUCUUGCCGAUUAUCUGAUCCUGGCUAGUUAG
Molecule: messenger RNA, 1506 nt
Organism: Cylindrotheca closterium
Lineage: Eukaryota; Bacillariophyta; Bacillariophyceae; Bacillariales; Bacillariaceae
Source: the annotation of a GenBank genome assembly